Messenger RNA from Lodderomyces parapsilosis, 2286 nucleotides. RefSeq lists its product as uncharacterized. The transcript has a single exon. Gene Ontology annotation, cellular component: plasma membrane. The record is from RefSeq and is a predicted model, not a curated record. Gene Ontology annotation, molecular function: protein binding. Lineage: Eukaryota; Fungi; Ascomycota; Pichiomycetes; Serinales; Debaryomycetaceae. Bases 1 to 2286 code for a protein of 761 amino acids.
AUGACCACUGCAACCUUACCCACGCUUCCAAUGGAAAUAAUAGAAAACAUCCUUUUUUACCUAAUGGAUGACGAUGACACUCUCGAUUACUUACAAACUGUACCAGAAUUAACAUCCAUGUUGUUGAACUAUCGAAGGCCAACUGUGAAGGUGACUAAAACAUGGACCUGGCUGCACCCUGGGGGGGAACUUUUCAUUGAGGAUUUUCAUCAUCAACAGUCUCACUUGAAUUACAGGCCCAAGUUGAUAGAAUCGGAUUUCAUAUCUGUAUGUCAAUUAUUAGACCUGGGUGUGGAUUUGAAAGGGAUCAAAUUCAAAAUUGAGGCGUUGCCGUACAACACCACAGAACAGAUGCAAAGAGUUCUUGACAAUGUCGAAGUGUAUGACUUAAGCAUUGAUAGGACAGUUGAGUUGAAGUCUCAAGUGAAUCAUUUGACAGCAUUCAAAUGGACGAAGGCUUUCCCUUCUGAUCUUGACUCAUUGAAAAUUGAUCACUAUCUUCCAAUGGCAAUGUAUCCAAUACCACCAACAUUGGUCAAAUUGGGACUUUUUGACGCUCAAGUAAACAAUUAUGUGUUACCGAUAUCCGUAACCGAGUUAGAAAUUUGUGAAACACAGAAUUUGCAUUCGCUGAUGGAUUUCACGUAUUUGUGUAAUCUUAAUCUGUUUAAGUUCAAGAGCAACGUGGAGAGGGGAUACAUGAAACAUUUACUGGAUAUACAAUUGCCGCAAACUAUUGAAAAGUUGGCGUUGAAUUGUACAAAAAUGGUGUCUUUGAAUGGGAUAGAAGCGUAUGCCAAACUUUGUGAAUUGACAGUAAUUGAUUGUCCGGAUUUGAUAUUAUUCUUUACACCAGAAUUUCCCCCUUCAUUGACUUUACUUGAAUUCAGCUUUAAAUGUUGUCAACAAAGGUUAUUCAACAGAAACCGAGUUGUUUUCCAAAUUCCUGGAAGAAGUCCAUUUGGCGAGGUCAAAUUCAUGUACGCUAAUGGUGGAUUUGUGCUUGUGGUUGAGCAUGAGUUCAAGCCACCGCCACUGUUGAAGACGUUGAUAUUAAGAAAUCAUAAGGAAAUUUACUUUGGACCCAAGCUAAAUUUACCAAACUUACAAACAUUGGUGUUGGAAAAGAUCUUUAAACUCAAUUGUGGUAGACUCUUUUCCGGGUUGUCUGUGUGCGAUAAGUUGAAUCGAUUGACAUUAACAGACUCUUCUAUUGACUGCAUUGAUGAUGUCAAGUUCCCCAAAAAUUUGUAUAAACUUGAUUUGUCAGGUAACCUUUUGAGUUCAAUUCGAAACACCAAUCUUUAUCAAGCAAAAAAUCUACGAGUGAUGGAAUUAGGUCGUAAUCGCUUCACGGGUACCAAUAACAUUGACAUUCCCAAAAACUUGCAACGUCUCAAUUUAUAUGACAACGAACUACGCUUGUGUCAUUUACAAGGAACCAACUUGACAAAGAUUGACAUUGCACUCUCAGCAGGAGUCGAGUUCAAUUGGGAAAUGUUCCCCACAACCUUGAUGUACGUUACAAUGUUGGUCAACGGUCAUUACCUUAAACAAAUGCCAAAUACUUUUCAAAGUUUGAGAAAACUCUUUAUUCAGUCAUGGUAUCAACCUAUUCGGAUCCAGAAUCUUAACUUUGCUGAGUUCCCCAAUUUGUAUUAUUUGGAUUUGUGCUCAGUUCAACCGCAGGAGUCCAACGAUAUUCAGUUACCCCAAUCAAUUGUUAAUUUUCUUCUUCGAUGUACAACUGGCACUGUUUGCCAAUGGCCAGAUUUGAGGUCGUAUGAUCGUUUGAAAACACUUACGUUUGAAACGGUUGAUUUUGACGAUGUAGAUUUGGACAAGUUACCACCAGGUUUGGAAGAGUUGAAGAUGACAAGUUUCAAUGACAGCCCUGUUCGUGGAUCCGUUGAGCACCUUCUUAACUUCAGAGUUCUAGACCUUCCCCAUGGUCUAACCAAAGGGUUGCCACCAUUUUUGAUUACUCUGCCCAAGUCAUUGACUGUUUUGAAAAUGGAUUACAAUAACCUUGCUCCCAAUUGUGCUGAUUAUAUCAAUUGUCCCAACUUGCAAUUGCUCUCGGUAUACAGAAAUAGUUUGCGGCACCUGUAUGCCGGGAGAGAAAGUCUCUUGAAAUUCAUACCUGAAAUGAUUGCAAAAUGCCCCAAGUUGCGUAGAGUGUUUGUGAGCGAUGAAGAUGUUGAGGAUUUUGCUUUUGAGCAGUUUCGUGAUAUCAUCAAACCACUACUAGGUUACAUCACUCAUCCUGAACGCUGGCCACGAUGA